Molecule: messenger RNA, 2978 nt
Organism: Bursaphelenchus xylophilus (pine wood nematode)
Lineage: Eukaryota; Metazoa; Nematoda; Chromadorea; Rhabditida; Aphelenchoididae
Source: the annotation of a GenBank genome assembly
AUGGUAAAAGUUGUGAUUACUGGAGGCUCCGGGUUUGUUGCCGCACAUCUGAUUCGACGCCUUCAAGAACGAUGUGGGGAUAUUGUAGAUGAGAUCCACACAAUUGACAGACGUCCCUUGACUCACUCCGUCAAUGGUUCGUACUUAUGCCCCUUAUUUUAUCGUUUAGGCGGCAUUCCUUUAACUCACCAUGGUUUGGAUCUGAAUGACGAAAGGUCCGCUGAUGUUUUUGAUGGUGCAAAGAUUGUAUUCCAUUUGGCCAGGAAACAGUAUGAUCCUAUUAUGGGAACAAAUAAAGCUGAGACGUAUGAUAAAGAUAAUUUUGAAGGUAAUCCUUUUAUUCUCUGGAUGGCGUAUCAUGUAUACUAUACUCCCAGCCAAAAGUUUUGACCCCCCUUCUAACUCGGCGCAAAGUGUACCAAUUUGGACCAAAUUUGGUACGUAGUCUACUGACAACCCAGUAGUAAAAAAUAUCAUAGUAGGACAAACCAUAUAGCUGUAUUUCAAAAUCCAGGGACAAUUUUCAAAAAUCACCUCAAAAAAACGGGACAAAAGUUUUGACCCCCCUGCAAAAAAAUGAAAUAUCGCCAGCGGAGGCAACCAGAACCUUUUGGAACCGGUGUCCCUUACCUGAAUAUGGGUUAAUAAAUGCUUUUUUGUUGAAUGCUUCGUUGCAUUUGAGGAUGCAACGCGUUAAACUGAUUUUGAUGUAGAGCUGCCCAAAAUGGUAAAAAUCUUCUACUGGCGCUUUCCAAAAGUUUCAAAUUAUGUUCACAUCAUGUGAUCUUGACGUGUUAUAACCUGCAUUAAUCUUUUCCUUUCGAAAAAAGUCCAUGAUGGCGUAGCAGAAUCGAUUCGGCCGGUAUCCAGUUGUCAUGGUCAGCCUUGAUGAGCCAUUUGCUCUUUGACUAAAGGUCUAGAUGGGGUCGCUAGGUCCUCAAUCUAAUCCUGAGACUCCUAUUUACUUUCAGCAGGGUAAAAGGUUCCGAUUUGACACGUUUUGGAAUGGGUUUCAUUCACCUUAAUCAUAAGUUUGCCGUUACUGUAGAUGCCCCCGAGUACGAUGCCAUCCCCACCGCCCAUUUGGCGUUCCAUAUGUCUCAAAUGAGUCUGGCGGGUGCUGUAGCCUCCUAAAUUACCUGGCCCAUCAAAUGAAAGCCGUUUUUGGUCGCAAAAAAUCCAUUUGAAAAACGCGGGUUUUUCUUUAAGGUGCAGAUCGGUAAAGUUGCAUCUACAAACCAUUUGGGAUCGUGUCAGCGGGAGUUUAUUCUUGUUUUGAGAGUAGACACAAGUCUCAGGAUUAGAUUGAGGACCUAGCGACCCCAUCUAGACCUUUAGUCAAAGAGCAAAUGGCUCACCAAGGCUGACCAUGACAACUGGAUAUCGGCCGAAUCGAUUCUGCUAGGCCAUCAUGGACUUUUUUCGAAAGGAAAAGAUUAAUGCAGGUUAUAACACGUCAAGAUCACAUGAUGUGAACAUAAUUUGAAACUUUUAGAAAGCGCCAGUACAAGAUUUUUACCAUUUUCGGCAGCUCUACAGAUUAACCCAUGUUCAGGUAAGGCACACCGGUUCCAAAAGGUUCUGGUUGCCUCCGCUGGCGAUAUUUCAUUUUUUUUGCAGGGGGGUCAAAACAUUUGUCUCGUUUUUUUGAGGUGAUUUUUGAAAAUUGUCCCUGGAUUUUGAAAUUCAGCUAUAUGGUUUUUCCUACUAUGAUAUUUUUUACUACUAGGUUGUCAGUAGACUACGUACCAAAUUUGGUCCAAUUUGGUACACUUUGGGCCGAGUUAGAAGGGGGGUCAAAACUUUUGGCGGGGAGUAUAUGUGAAGUGAACUCAUGGUUUGUAUUUUAUUUCAGCUACAAAGAACGUUGUGGAUUCUGUGAUCCAGCACAAAGUCCAAGGUCUUGUUUACCUUGGCGAUGCCUUCGCAAAUGUUCCAAGUCGCGAUAAUUUUGGAAAUUCCGAGGAUGUUCAUGCAGGAGAACCCUCUUCUUAUCUCCUCGGUUCCUACGGAGAAUCAAAGACGAAAGCAGAGCUAUAUGUUCGCAACAAAAUUGGUACAGAAUACGGCGAAAGUAAGAGUCCAUUACCUUUUAACUACUCUGUUUAGACCAAAAGUUGUAUGGAGUUUGUUUCCGACCUACAGUAAUCUACGGAGAAGGCUCUAGAGGUUUGAUCAAUGCAGUGAAAAGAGUUGCUGAAGCCAAUAAUGGAGAGCUUGUCAAUAUCAGCGGCUCCUCAAACGGAAUGUUGCAAUAUGUAAGCGGCUUUAUAUAACCUUUCGUCAUUGGAUUGCUCCGGUACAUCUCUCUAGGACAGUGUAAUUUAAUAUUAUAGAUCUACGCUGGAAAUUUGGCAAUUUACCUGGAAGAAGCGAUGAGAGUUUUGUUGAAGGAGCCUGCAGAAAUCAGCGGACACUUCUUUUAUUGUAUGGAUAAGACCGAGGCCACCCAAUUCAACAAGGUAUGCACGGAAUGCCCUUUCCAGGUGGCUGCACUUUAGUCUGCCGAAAUAGAAGGCCUACGAAUCCGGAAAUGCAGAUCUUGAGUUCUGUUUUCCAUCCUCAGGGCAUUUACGUGGAGCCUUUUCCUGGCUUCCGGGGGAAGAUAAAAAAAUUACAGUACUCAUUUGUCACCUUAUUUUUAGGUCAUGGCCAAAUUUCUUGAACCCUAUGGAAUUUCUCUGAAGUCAUCGUUUAGUUUCCUCUCUAUCUAUCUACAAACGGCUUAUGCCCAAACCAAACUGAAUUUGUUCGGGAUUCAGCCAGAAAAGCCCGUUUAUAAUAUGGGGGCCCUGAGGCUAUUUGUGAUCUAUGCCAUCGGAUUCAGUAACAGGAAACAACAACUUAUGUUCAAAUCACGACCACAGUUCACCCAAGAGGAAGCAAUGGAGAGAACGGCCAGAUGGAUCGCCUCCAAAAACUUUAAUCAGCCAGAAUUGCCUCUGACGCAAGAAAAGCCGAUAUUCAGAAGAGGAUAA